Molecule: messenger RNA, 3209 nt
Organism: Epinephelus moara (kelp grouper)
Lineage: Eukaryota; Metazoa; Chordata; Actinopteri; Perciformes; Serranidae
Exons: 13
Coding region: 1173-2456 (427 amino acids)
Source: RefSeq, a predicted model, not a curated record
CAAAAAGAACGAGGCCAGCCACGUAUCUCUUGAACAGGUUGCCUUAAACAGGCUGUGUGCUGCAUAAUGCGCUGCAAUUCGUGGUCCGAAUUUCCCGCGCUGUCCUGCAGAUGUGAUGUCAAAUGACGCUGCAUGCGCGUCCUCGACAGCUUUCGGCUUGGAUACAGGAAGAAGACGAGCGCGGUGGAUCCAAACUACUGUUUGGGUAGUAAUGGAUUCCUCCGCAGCCAGCAAGCGACCCAGCACCACACAAAGCCCACUAAAAAGUGGCACUAAGAAGAAAACAAAGGUUUUAUCAGCGGCAUCUCGUGAGUCGAAAAGAAAUUAUGACCAAAGCCGGGCAGGCACCCAAAUACACAUCGGGUACGCGUUCGAGUCAUGGAGGCAGCUUCGACUUGAGCUGGGACUCAAAACAGAUGCUGACAUGGCUCAUUUCCUAGUGACCAGGUAAGAAAACAUUAUAGGUCAUGUUUAGAGCUUGAUCUGAAAAUCAUAUGAGAUCACCGAGGAGUCGGGGUGACCUAACAUGCAAAGUAGCGUUAGCUGUAAACAUGUAACUUAGUCCACAGCUGAGUAACACUGAAUGGUUACAGACGGCACAUUUUCCACGGCCCUUUAGUCUGAAACCGAAUACUGGUAGUUAGAAUUAUGUCCCUAUAUCGGACCAAAAGCCCAAGCUGUUAUCCGGGAACUGACGUUAGCAGCUGGCUGUAGCCACAUGCUAACGGUUUUGUUUGUGUCUGUGUAGUAAUAUUAGCCGCUUACACACAGCAAUCCCAAGACUUUCAGACUGCAUCAACCAUAAUGGUAAAAAGCUAGGGUGGUCGAAUCCUUUUUGGGGUGGUGGUGGUGGUGGUCCCAACUCAUCGAAAGAGUUUUUAGCAUUUAUUUGUCUAAAUUUGACCUGUGUUGUACCUUCCACACAAGAUUUUUCCAGACAUUAUACAUUACGUUGUAUGUAUAGCAGAAGAAAAUGUUUGUAAAAGUGACACACAAAAUUACCAAAUUACUGACUGAGUCACUGAUAUGUAUUUUGAUAUUAUUAUUGUUGCAGGCAAAAUUAUUUAGCCAUAGUUGUUCUGUCCAAACAGAAAAGAGACUAAGGUAGCAAAGUCACAGCCAGCUUGUUGACAUAUGCGUGCUGACUCAGAAUGUAAAAUUUUAAAAUAUUGAUGUUUUCCAGCUACCAGAAGAAGCAACCUCCUGAAGCAGCUAAUCAGGGAAGUAGGGAGAUGAGAGCCUCAACACCCAGCAAGCGAACAGCUGCUAAAAUCUGUCAUCACUUAUCCCCAAUUGAACCAGUGUCUGAUGGGGAAGAUAUUCUAAUGGCUGGUGUUGAGGCAAUGGCUGAGGACCAAGCUUUGGAUCCUUUGGAAGAAAGUUUCAAAUCCAUGGAUCUUGCGAUGGAUGCUGUUAUAGUGGAUGAGGAACAAGCAAACAACUUACUCAACAGUGUAAUUGAACUAGAUGUAAAUGGUUCAAAUCCAAUGGACAGUGAUUACGUGCCACCCAUCUGUGUACGAGCUGCUGGUGGUUUACAGAGUGCGAUUGAUGCUCUACCCAUCGUUGGGCUUGAUGAAUCUGUCGUUGACAUUCUUAACCGCGAUGACGAAACAGAUGAAGACCCUGACAACCCUGAGUCAGAUGAGGAGAAAGACAACGAUGUGCCCUCCUUCCCCGGUCCAGAGAAGGUCUCCGUUGAAGAUGACCUAGUUGACCAGCCUGCAUGCAUCGCCUUCAACAGCAGCUUGGCAAGAAUGGUCAAUUUCCUCCAGCUACCUAUCAAAAAAUGUUACUAUAGGGAAGACCAGAUGGGUACAGAAUGUGAUGCCACUCCACCGUUUCAGGUCAAAUUCCUGAAAAGGGGAAGUGCUACCAUUAUUGAGUGGUUUUGCAUUCAUGGGCAUAAGCUGUGGAAAUGGAACAGCCAGCCUGUCCUGAAGUAUUCCAUGCAAGGAGGGGACUUCAUGGUCGCCACAAACAUACUCCUCUCUGGCAAUAACUUUUCAAAGAUUGCCCUCUUCUUCUGGUAUAUGAAUAUUGGCGUAGUGUCUCAAAAAUCAUUCCGACUAAUGCAGAGCCAUUACUUCAUUGACUCUAUAAAAGAGUUUUGGGAGGAGAAGAAGAGAGCUGCCAUCAUUGACCGCUUGCGUGCAAAGGACAGUGUUGUUGCCCUAGCUGAUGGAAGGAUGGACUCCCCAGGACACACUGCCCAGUACUGCACUUAUACCACUAUGGAAAAUGAGUCCAAGGACAUAAUCAGUGUUGUUACUGUGGACAAGAGACAAACCAACUGUAACAGUGUGAUCAUGGAGAAGCAUGCCUUCAUACAGACGUUUGACAGCCUUUUGGAGAACCUGAACAUCACCGAGAUUGUCACUGAUGCACACAUGCACUUUGCAGCACUGAUGGGAUAUGUGGGUGGGGGUGCUUUAUCAUGUCACAGGGAAGCAUGAAUGGACCCGUGGCAAAUGUGACCAUGGACCACUUGUUGAGGCGACCCAUGAUAAAGAGCUCAUGGUGCCAGGCUCUGCACCACGAGGCUCUUAAACGAGUCAUGUUCAACAGACGCUGGUUGAAGGAUGUCGCGAAGUAUCUGACCUUUCGGUCAACUUCGGAACUUGAGUUUCCAGAAUUGCAUUCUCAUGUAUGCUGGAAAAAGAGAUGUUUCAAGCGAGCCUUAUGCCCAAGAGGAUGGAGUCCCAUUAGACUACAACCACCACAACCAUCGACCAGAUUACAUCGGCCGGAAUAACGAGAAAUCAUACAAGAGACUGUACAGCAAAAAGUCACAAAAUUACCGUGUCCGAGCGGUAAAGGUUGCAAAGGACUAUGGCUACAUCCCUGAGCUGCAGCGUAUGCAUCCUAAGAAAGCGUAUGGAUGGAGGGGCGCUCCCAAGAAAAGCAAAACGCUGGCCGGGUGACCCAAGGCAUCUUGGAAAUCUUGCAGGAGUUGUGCCCCCCCCCAACGGCAGAACUGGUCCAGAAACAGAUUCGCAGAGGACAGGCCUCAGCUACAUGAAGCAAGAAAAGAGAGAAGACAAGACCUGCUUAUUUUCCAAACAUUUUUUAUUAGGUGCAUGUAAAAAACAAAAACAAAAUAAAACUAUGUACAUAAUGCAAAUUUUAAAAAAUACUCCCUGAAAACUUUGAAAAUAAAUAUAUAUUGCACAUAAACUGUUUUUAUUUUUGGAUAAAAGUGGAGUCUG